Molecule: messenger RNA, 2524 nt
Organism: Dromiciops gliroides (monito del monte)
Lineage: Eukaryota; Metazoa; Chordata; Mammalia; Microbiotheria; Microbiotheriidae
Product: helicase POLQ-like
Exons: 12
Coding region: 142-2214 (690 amino acids)
Molecular function (GO): ATP binding; nucleic acid binding
Source: RefSeq, a predicted model, not a curated record
GCGGGCUCUGGCCGUGGCAGCCCGCGAGCCGGGGUGUUGGCACCUGAGCUCGGGGCGCGCGUCCGGCCCUCGGCUUCCCCGGAACGUGGCGGAUCCUCGCCCGGCCCUGGUCCCGGAGCUCCGCGGCCUCGCCUCCGGGGCAUGGAGGGCUCAGGCUCGGCCAUUCGCAGGCGGGUAUCUGCCCGCAAGAGGAGCCGCCGCUCCGGGAGGGAGACCGCCACCGUUGGCGCGCUGCAGCCGGGCGGGGAGGAGGAGGAAGAGGGGACGGAGGGGAGGAGGCGCCGGAGGAGCGGGACCCCGGAGCCCCCCGAGUGUGAUGGCAGCGAAGAGGAUAUGUUUGGUGGUUAUGAUAGUUUUGCUGAAAACUCUUUUUUAGCUCAAGUAGAUGAUUUAGAACAAAAAUAUAUGCAGUCUCCUGAGCAUGGAAUAAUUACCACACAACCUGCUUUUGAAAAACUUUGUUCAAAAAACACAGAGACCAAUGAAUUUGAUAUUAUUACCACUGACAGUAACUUGACUGAGGUUAAAACUCGGGAUUACUGCUAUUCCCCAAAGACUUUGAGUUUGCAAGAAAAUGUAACCACCAAACCUGGAGAUGACCUUUUGUAUGAUGUACCAUGCUCACAGGCCUUAUAUUUUGAAAAAACAAAGGACUCUUCCAGUAAUUUGAAUAACCCAGCUGCUAAAGAAAGUUAUCCCCUAUCCUCACACCAGACUUUGAAUGAUAUACCUCCAGAAUGUCCCCGGGAAAAGAAAAAGUCAUCUCCUAAGAGCACAGAUCCUGAUCUGAGUAGGAAAAGAAGCCUUAAAGAUCAUUUGAAAAGUGCCAUGACAGGAAAUGCCAAAGUCCAGACACCUAAAUGUUCUAAGAGGGAGCAGCUGAAAGAAGCCAUCCUGUCUGAAGAGAUUCAUGUGGCUAAGAAAGCAUUUGAAUCUUUUUCUGACGACCUAGGUCCUUUUUAUUCAUUACCCAGUAAAGUUAGAGACUUGUUUGUGCAAUACAAGGGGAUUAAAAAAUUAUAUGAUUGGCAACAUACUUGUUUGACAUUGACCUGUCUACAACAGAGGAAGAAUUUAAUAUAUUCACUGCCAACCAGUGGUGGAAAAACUCUUGUAGCUGAGAUUUUAAUGCUUCAAGAAUUGCUUUGUAGGCAGAAGAAUGUUUUGAUGAUUCUACCGUAUGUAGCUAUUGUCCAAGAAAAGAUUUCAAGCUUGUCAAGUUUUGGAAUAGAGCUGGGUUUUCUUGUUGAAGAAUAUGCUGGAAGUAAAGGGAGAUUUCCUCCGAUUAAAAGAAGAGGAAAAAAAUCUGUGUAUAUUGCUACUAUCGAAAAAGGACAUGGUCUGGUCAACUCAUUAAUUGAAGAUGGAAGAAUUAACGAAUUGGGUCUAGUUGUCAUAGAUGAGUUGCAUAUGAUUGGUGAAGGAAGCCGAGGAGCUAUCCUGGAAAUUACCCUAGCAAAAAUCCUUUAUGCCAGCAAAACAACUCAAAUCAUUGGCAUGAGUGCAACUUUAAAUAAUGUUGAAGAACUACAAGAAUUCCUGAAAGCAGAAUAUUACACUAGUAAAUUUAGACCGGUAGAGUUAAAAGAAUAUCUGAAAAUAAACGAUACGAUCUACGAAGUUGAUGUCAGAUCAGAGAAAGGCUAUACAUUUUCUCGUCUCCUGAAAUGCAAGUAUUCUGAUAAUCUCAAAAAGAUGGAUCCUGAUCAUUUAGUUGCUUUGGUGACUGAAGUUAUUCCUAAUUAUUCAUGCUUGGUUUUUUGCCCUACUAAGAAAAACUGUGAAAAUGUAGCAGAUAUGAUAUGCAAGUUUUUGAACAAGGACUAUCUAAAACACAGGGGAAAAGAAAAAUCCGAUGUCCUUAAAAACCUGAAGAAUGUCAGUAAUGGCAGCCUGUGUCCUGUUCUGAAGCGCACCAUUCCCUUUGGAGUUGCUUAUCACCACAGUGGCCUCACUAACGAUGAAAGGAAGGUCUUAGAAGAAGCCUAUGCCACCGGAGUCCUCUGCCUUCUGACAUGUACUUCGACUUUAGCUGCUGGAGUGAACCUGCCAGCACGAAGAGUUAUUUUGAGAGCACCCUAUAUUGCAACACAAUUUUUAAAGAGGAAUCAGUAUCAACAGAUGAUUGGCAGAGCUGGUCGAGCUGGAAUAGAUACUUUUGGUGAAAGUAGCCUUAUAUUACAAGAAAAAGACAAGCACCUGGUACUGAACUAGUAAACAGCCCUCUGGAGAACUGUUGUAGCCAUCUUGGGCAAGAAAUCACAAAAGGGAUCCCAAGUUUGCUUCCGUCAAUUGAAUUGGGCUAAAGCUAGCAAAAAAACCUUGAAGAAAUAUAUCACUUUAUGUGUGGAACAUUUUUUGGCAUUCAGCAAAAGACUUUAUCUGAAGAAAAAAGCCUUUGGGAAACAUCUAGGAAAGCCCUGGAAAGCCUCAUAGAAAAAGGGCUCCUACAAAGAAAAAUUGCUUGUGAGAAUGAUGAGUCCCAGUGUGAUUUACAAAUCACCAAGUUAGGGCAGGCCUCUUU